UAUACAGCAGAAACCUUCAGUCUUGCUGUUGCGUGCGCUUAUGGACCUAGUGGACAUUCAAGGUGGGAACGACUUUGACUCUAUUGCAAGUGUAGACAAGGCUGGUAUCAAACACUUGCUGCUGGGAUACGGUAAAUACACGGCCUUCUAUAUACCGAAUAAGGAGCUGGUAAGCCCCAAUGGUAAGAAGGUCAUUCCUGUGGUCACACAGUACUCUGAAACACACAGUCUCAUUUUCUAUGACAGCAGCAGAUCCAUGAUCGGAACCUACAUCGUAGAAAUGCCGAAAACCGGGAAAGCUAAUGGGAACUCGUACUUCUUGCAAGAGGUACUGUUUGUCCCGGGACUCGAGAGUCUCGAGUUGCUGAAAGGGGUCACGGGUAACAAGUUCGAAUUCUGGGACAUGGCCCUAGAGGUGCCCACGCACUUAACAGCUCUUAUUCCUUGCUUUCAAGAAAUCCAACCUUCCCAGCUACUGCGCACCGAAGACAAGAACCCGUGCACCCAGAGCAACAAUGAAGCCAUGGUUUCUCACAUGGACGAGAUACACCCCAUGUGCUGCGUGGUAGAGAGGGCCGAAAUGUUGAAGAAUAAACGCGAGGGCAGCGUGGAUUGUCUCACCGAAACACAAGUAAGAUGUGAUUUGACGCACUUCCACUACACGAACAGUGGCACUCGUACUGUUUAUUAUAGAAGGAACGGAAAGUUACUGGAUGGCAAGAAGGUGAACCUGGUCCCGGUUGCCACCCUGAGAGAGGGACAGGUUGAGAAACCUGAGCUGUACGUGUCUACCACGGUGAGGUUUUGCAGGGCCGUCAAACAGUGUUUUGUCAAGGGAUAUGGGGAACUAGCAAGCAGUUGUUGUGCCACAAUACAGGAAUUGAACAGGAAGACUUUUAUCGUCGGACCCCUGAUGUAUCAGGUGAUACUCAAUUCGGCAUUGACAGCCUUCAUCAAGUGUGUUAAUCCAAACAGCUGGUGCAAUUAUAUACCCAGGCACAUUGAGACCAUGAUUAAGGAUCCUGUCAUGGUCGAAGUUGUGGAAUUGGCCAUUAAAUUCAUGGGCAGCAAGAUCCCCAAUGCGUUCGCAGUGGCCGAGCUGCUAUAUUGUCCCAUUGAGAACGUGAGAGAAUACCUGAGGUUUUGGAACAUGUACGCCUCUGACAGCGCCAUUCACACGGCUGUGAAGAAGAAGCAUAUCAGUAUUGUUGAGGAGCAGAUGACAAAGGACUGGGCUGAUUUGGCCCAAAUUGCCUCCAGUUACGGUCAAAGGAGAUACAACAGCGACGCCAAAAUGGUCUCAGCGUGCAAAGCGUUGUACACUGAUCAGACCCUGGACAACGCAGCCAAAGCCAGUGAGAUGUGGCAUGCCCUGAUCAAACAUGAUACAAGCCAGAAUAAGGACAAGAAUUUGGUACAGAUGUAUGCCAACGCUAAGGUGCUCUUUUUAAAACUCCACAUUCAUCACAACAAAGUGAAGAAAGGGCUGAAGCUAAGAGUAGGAGAGCACGGUGAUCCACAGAGUGGACCGUAUUCCUCAAGCUCUACGUCCUCACGCUCUACCGAAGCUGAUGAUGCCGAUGUGUCUUCUAAGUGUCCAGCUGAGGUCGAGGAGUGCAACAAGGACCGUGCUAUGACCGGAAUCAGUGAGAGAGGUGACAGUCUGUACUCUAUCGUGAUACCAGAAUCCGUUCCAAUUUCGGCGUGGAUAAAGAACAUGUCAACUCUGCUGAUGAGCGAACCCUGGCUGAACAAUGAGCCUCUGAGGAGAGAAGCUGUUUGCACGCUCCUCGCAUUAGAUAACACUCUCCUGGAUAGUAGACACAGCGACAUCCUUCAAGAUUGGGUCAUUAACAACCAAACCGUUGUCAAUGUGCUCCAUAUGUAUGGGUUGCAGGAUAGACUCAGUAAAGCUCUCGUGGAUUGCUUAGCGUCUAUGUCCACAGUGAACUGGAAACGCAAGAUACUGAUGUCUUUCCACGGUACCCCAGUUCAAUCCAUGGGGCAUUCGGACCAGCUUGUAACUAAGCUGUACAACAAGAGGAACCCUAGCGCCCAAUGCAAUAAAAGCGGUUUGCAUGACAAAAGACGUGGACCUGAGAAACAAGCACCUUUGCAACACCCAAAAGUGGUGAAGCAAGAUCGCACAUCUUCUAAGUCAAAUAAGCAUUCAACCUCUAAGUCAUCCGGGUCCAAGAGCGACAAGAAGGCUCGCAAUUCACAAGCACACAGCUCGCGCACCGGGUACGAGGACCAGCACCCUUGGCUGUGCAAGGCUGUGGAAGUGACCAGCGGGGAGGAAGAGUGUGAUGAGGAGGAUGAAGAUGAGAUCCCCGGUGAGGAUUUGGAGGCUACGAUGGGUUGCGACAACAGCGAGAGUCCUGACGAAUACGAAUACAGCGACGAGUUCAUAGACGUCAGACCUACAGAGAAGGAAUGCAGCAGUGAAGGGGAGGAGGAGGACGUGGAGGCGUUCUGCGCGCAGGUUAAAAGGAGGGCGAAAAAGGCUAAGUGUAAGAGGAAGAAUGUUAAUCGAAAGUAUAAGCGUGUGUCACAUUCAGAGUCCAAAGAAGACUACUGCCCCGAGCCUGGCUGUAGUGGUGAUAUAAAAGUGGACAUACGAGGGUAUAAGCGUGCACUGCCAUCCGAAUCUGACGAGGAGUUGAUCAAGCCCGCUGUAAAGCGCGUCAAACGUAUAAAGGAGAACCGCAGGCCCAAGGAGAGAGAGAAGAAUCGUAGCAGGGCUGAAAAGGAGACGUAUGUCCCACACGCUGAAAGAGAAGAGAAGACUCGUGCGAGAAAGAGACAGGACAAGUCUAAGAAGAGGUGUAAAACAGCAAAGCCUGCUAAGAACACACGUACCCCGAAACGGGAUUCCCCUGUUUACAAAAGCAAGCUUUCCGACUCGGAAACCGACGAAUGGGAGGAGGAGCUCGGGGGGAGGGGUAAGGGGGUCAAUACUUCCAAGAUAAAAUGCACUCCCUCUCCAGUCACCGGGUCAACCCAAGAGGAGAGAAGAUCGCAUAAGAAGACCCAAAAGCUGACUAUGGGACACAUUGCCAAGGGAAAGAAGGCUUUCGUCCAGAAGUAUGCUCAGUGCCACACAGUAGAGCAGGGGAGCAAGCACAAGGUGGCCCCCAACCUCUGGGGUCUGUUUGGAUGCAAGACUGGACAGGCAGAGGGCUACUCAUACACGAAUGCCAACAAGAAUUAAGGUAUUGUGUGGGGCGAGGACACCUUGUUGGAGUACCUGGAGUACCCCAAGAAGUACAUUCCU
Siniperca chuatsi (mandarin fish) is the source of this 3277-nucleotide messenger RNA. RefSeq lists its product as uncharacterized. Gene Ontology annotation, cellular component: mitochondrial intermembrane space. The transcript has 3 exons. Lineage: Eukaryota; Metazoa; Chordata; Actinopteri; Centrarchiformes; Sinipercidae. The record is from RefSeq and is a predicted model, not a curated record. Gene Ontology annotation, molecular function: heme binding; electron transfer activity. The coding region runs from base 41 to 3214 and encodes 1057 amino acids. Gene Ontology annotation, biological process: mitochondrial electron transport, cytochrome c to oxygen; mitochondrial electron transport, ubiquinol to cytochrome c.